Messenger RNA from Cydia amplana, 4307 nucleotides. RefSeq names its product protein artichoke. The transcript is spliced from 6 exons. Lineage: Eukaryota; Metazoa; Arthropoda; Insecta; Lepidoptera; Tortricidae. Gene Ontology annotation, molecular function: protein binding. Bases 13 to 3990 code for a protein of 1325 amino acids. The record is from RefSeq and is a predicted model, not a curated record.
UACCAGAUCACGAUGUGGAAGUUACUACUCGCACUGCUGCCCCUUGUGGUCGCGAAGCACCCGUGGUACCCGUGCUCGGAGCUCCAUGAUGACGUGCGCUACCCUUGCCGUUGCGCGGUGAAGGUGGACAGAAGCCUGCAGCUCACCAUCCAUAUGGACUGCGACCGAGUGGUCUUUGGGGGGGACUUCCCGCCGUUGCCGUAUGCGGCGCCCAUAGUCUCGUUUAGGCAAAGGCAUGCUGGACAUCAGACGCUUCCUACUCAGAUAUUUUCAUCGUACGGUCUGCCUCUAAGGGAGCUCGACUUUUCCCACAAUAGCUUGCGUCGGUUGCCCGACCGCCUACUCGCGGGUGUCCGCGGCAACCUCACCAAGCUGGCACUGGCUGACAACCUCCUCGGCGACAACCUGAACCCGAUAUUCUCGACGGCCGAACUUCACAACCUGCCUGCUUUAGAAGAGCUGGAUUUAAGCGGGAAUAGCAUUAGAGGCUUAGAGGAGGGCCUAUUGAUUGGAUGUGAUCUGUUAAAGGUAUUACGGCUGGAUCGAAACAAUAUGAACACCGUGCCAUCAUCCUCGCUCAACGGGCCCCGGUCGCUCAGAGUGCUAUCGCUGAGAGAAAAUAAAAUUGCCCUCAUUCGACAAGGAUCAUUCUUCUCUCAAAAGACAUUGGAAGAAAUAGACUUGCACGGUAAUAUGAUCUCGGCAAUAGAAGGCGGAGCCUUUGCCGGCUUGGGCCAGCUCCAGACGCUCGACCUGGGCAGGAAUAGACUUUCCAAGUUCAACAGCGAUGUUUUCCAGGGCACGGAAAAUUUGGAAAAGCUAGACCUCUCUGAGAACUUCAUCACUGACUUCCCUACGGUGGCUUUCAAAUCUUUUGCCGCUCUUAAACAUUUGAAUCUCUCCAGCAAUAUGAUUACGAAUAUCGAUAGCAGUCACUUGAACGCGUUGGUUUCCCUUCAAGUCCUGGAUCUGAGCCGCAACAACCUCGUGAAGCUGAUGCCGGGAACGUUCGUUGGCCUUACGGAACUACGCUACUUGGAUGUUGGAGUUAAUUCAUUACGAACCGUGGAAGACGACGCGUUCGACGGAUUGACAAGCCUGGACACGCUACUGCUACGAGACAAUAACAUCUUGCUGAUUCCGGCGACUGCGCUCUCCCGGCUGCCCAACCUCGUGUCCGUGCACUUGGGCUUUAACCGCGUCACCGCCCUCUCCAGCGAUAUCCUUCGGGCAGUGUCCGACAGAAUUACUUCCCUAGUCCUUUCCCGAAAUGUCAUAAGGGAAUUACCGACGGCGGCCUUCAAUCACUUCAAAAUGCUAAAGCGAUUAGAUCUCUCCGGAAACUUAUUAAAUUCUAUCUCGGCCGAUGUUUUUAGCGGGCUAGAAGCCUCUCUCGAAUUUUUGAGUCUCGGCCAAAAUAGAAUAUUGGGCUUCACAGGCCAGCAGCUUCAGUUCAUUAACUUAUGGUUUUUAGACAUAUCUGACAACCAGCUUUCAGAAAUACCCGUGAACGCUUUCGACUCUAUUCCUAGUUUAACACACUUGAAUAUUAGUCGCAACGACCAUAUAAGCGUACUACCACAAAAUGUGUUCAAACAAAAUCCAGCUUUACUCAACGUCGACUUAAGUUACUUGGGUCUGAAAGCGCUUCCCGUAAAAUUAUUUUCAAACAACGUGAAUUUAGAGCGCAUUUGUUUAUCAAACAAUCUUUUACAAGAAGUCUCGGAAAAUACUUUCAAGAAUCUUAAAAAUUUAACUCACUUGGAUUUGUCGUACAAUAACAUUGUAAACAUAAGGACUCCUGCCUUUGUUAACGUCAUGUCCAUACAAUAUUUGUCUCUCAAGGGUAAUCAGUUGAACGCAUUUAAAGGAGAAUUCUUUAACACAGGAACAAGUUUGGACGUUAUAGAUCUUUCCGAAAAUCAGCUUAGCUAUUUAUUCCCGUCCUCAUUCAAAAUACACCCCCGUCUUAGAGAAAUUAUAUUAACGGACAAUAAAUUCAAUUUCUUCCCUUCCGAACUUAUAAGCACUUUACAGUAUUUAGAAUUUGUAGAUUUAUCUGGAAACGCGCUAAAGAAUGUUGAUGAACUAGAUUUCGCACGGCUCCCUAAGCUGAGAACGAUAUUGCUCGCUCGAAAUGAACUUGAAACAAUUAGUGAAAUGGCAUUCCAUAACUCUAGCCAAAUACAACUGUUGGACCUGUCCAAUAACAAAAUAGAUCGCUUGGGAGACAGGCUAUUUGAAGGACUGAUUCGGUUGGAGAAUUUGAAUUUAGAAAGCAAUCAACUUUCUGAAUUACCAGACAAUAUUUUCGAUAGAUCGCGGUUAAACAUGCUCGAGAAGAUUUCGUUAAGUAAUAAUUUAUUCGAACACGCUCCUUUGAAAUCUUUACAAAAACAAUAUUUCUUUGUGUCGUCUGUGGACUUGUCCCAUAAUCAAAUUGUAGAUAUACCAGCAGAAGAUAGCGUCUUGGUCAAUAUUAAAAAACUGGAUCUUUCAUUUAACCCGCUGUCACAUAAAGCAAUUAAAAAUGUGAUUACGGAACCUAAAACAGUUCGAGACCUUAACUUGGCUGGUACUGGAAUACAAUCUGUAGGUCAACUUGAAACACCUUUCUUGUAUAACUUAAACUUGUCACACAAUAAUAUUACAAGGCUCACUGACAAAACAUUUAGUAGGACAACGUUAUUGGAAUCGUUGGAUUUAUCUAACAACCAGAUUGUGGAUGUUUCUGGAGCACUUGCUAUUUCUUGGCCUAAACUAAAAAAUCUCCAGCGCCUGAAUAUUUCUAGCAACCCAAUAGCAAUCCUUGUUGAUGGAAACUUUGAAGGUCUAUCUUCACUGCGUGUACUUGAUAUGAGAUAUCUAGACGAAUGUACGAGGAUUGAGAAAAACGCAUUCAGGCCACUUCCUAAUUUAGUUCAACUGAGGGCUUAUGGAUUCCCUAGAUUAGGUUACUUUGAUGUCCAAGGAACUUUGCAACAUUUAUUGGCCUUAGAAAAAUUGGACGUUGAAGUUAAGGAUACAACAAUUGGUGCAGAUCAACUGCACUCGAUAUUACACCCGAGACUUGAAGAGUUAGGAUUAAGAGGCUCGAGGCUUAAGACCGUUUCUUCAGGAGUAUUGGCUGGAUUAAAGGCUCCUGCAAUUACAGUACGUUUCCGGAAUACUUCCGUUAUUAAUUUACCACCAGCGUUGUUAUUCCCUUUGCCACGAUCAUCGCAAAUAACUAUCGAUGUCGCUGGCAGUCAACUGUCUACUCUGCAACCCCAGCUGCUAGUAGCUCUCGAUGAUCGUCGAGCAGAUUUGUCGAUGUUCGGUCUUGACACAAACCCGAUUCGUUGCGAUUGCAAUGCUCGCGCAUUACGAAGAUGGUUACCAAACGUUGGUAUUGAAGACGUCCGAUGUGACUCACCAGACUUUUUGAGUGGAUUUUUACUCACAGAAAUAGGUGACGAUGAACUAACUUGUGACACGAGAAGACGGACAACGUUACAACCAGCGUCAUCGAGUAGUAUUUCCACUACAGCUCCACCGCGCUUAGUUCAUCGAACUUCAGCUGAGCCUGAUAUUAUCUGGUCGGUAGCGCCAUCUCACGAUCGGCCUAAAGUUUCCGGUGAACCGAAAGGAGCGCCUGUGGUAGGCGUGGCAUCUUCGACUAACGACGAUAAUCUGAUAAUAGGUAUUGUAGGUGGCGUUGUAGCAUUUAUCGCGAUCUUAAUAGUGGUUAUUUGUAUUGUGCGGUUGCGAAUGACAACGACAUCGUACCGCGGUGGGCCGCUAGCCAGCAGCCCGACGGCGGGUGGGGCUCCGCUUUGGGGGGCAGCUUGGCCGGGUUACGCCGCCACAUUACCUCCUGCUUCUUUAUCUACGGCCACUCUGCCGCACAAGGUGCAAUCAGGGCCCGGAUCUGUCCGAUACUUGGCUCCACCGCCGCCAGCACCCUACUUUAUUAGCUUGCCGCCGUACGACGAUAAAAUUUAUCGGUAGGACGAUUUGGUAAAUAGGUAGGUGGUUCUGAACAAGAGGCCUUUUACUAUUUAAACUAAGACGUGACUUUAUCGCUUAAACUUUGUUUAUUAUUUAUCCUGGCGUUUUAGUUUGAAUAAUAAGUGGAAAUCGUGUAAGUUUAAAUAAAAUUAAUAUAAAUACGUUUUAGUUAAGAUGUAGGAUUAGCUGGUGUAAAUAAAUAUUUAAGGUUAACUUAUACUAUGUUUGCUCAUUGUUUGUGCUACGUGUAUUAUUUUUAAGAGAAUGUGCAUACAUAAUUUACAAAUAUCGUUGUAGAUAUUCUUUAUACUAGAAUA